CGCUAAAUUCAAAAAUUUCAAACAGCUGAGGGGCGCGUGGCGUGACUGAGAGAGUGGAGAGACUUUGCUCCCUCAGCAGACAAAUAAAGAGGAAAAACAAAGAGGUCUGUGCUUUGGUUUAAGUCGCGAUGGACCCAUUCACGGAGAAACUGUUAGAGCGCACACGUGCUCGUAGAGAAAAUCUGCAGAGGAAGAUGGCGGAGAGACCAACGACAGCCAAAUUGCCAAUGGCUAAAAGGACCAGGGAGCCACUUACAGACACAAACAGUGUCAUAAGUGAGCUGACCAUUGAAAAAGCACUUCCCUCUUCCAAGCCAUCCCCCUCAAAGCGUCGCUGUUCAGAUGAAAAUGCUCUCCUUUCUGAAGAAAACAAACAAACAGUGGUUCCGCAUGUGACCGCCUCUGAGCCCAUGACGGACAAGAAGCCACCCCUGGUGCCAAGCAGUGUUCGUCCUAGGCGCAUGGAGCAAACGUCUGCUCAUUGUCCAUCAGAACCAGAGGUGCUGCCCACUCAACCUCUUUCAGACACUGAAAAGUUGAUGCGCCCUCCUCAGUCUCCAGCAAAAUGCACUGAUAAUCUAAUGAAGCAUGCCGCUCUAGAUGGAGCCAAAGAGACACCGAAAGAUGCACCAAUCCCAGGAAUCACCAGUAUGAGAUCUCGACUGCAGAGAUUGGCUGAGCAAAGGCAGUACUGGGACUCUGAGGUGACCUCCGACGCAAUCCCAGAGAGUGUAGUUUUAUCUUCUCUGAAGUCUCACAAAGAGGAUCUCCCUCCUGCUACUCCAACAAGCUCUGAGCUCCCUGUUGGAAGAAAGGGUAGACUGGCAAACCUUGCUGCCACAAUUGGUUCCUGGGAAGAUGACCUUGGACACCCGCCGACUCGCCGGGACAAUGCACUAUCACAUCCUGCUCCACCAGUCAGUACUGUGAAGAGCAACAUUUCCAAGCCAAGUCCUGCUGUGGAACGACCUCAGACUGCCCAACCAGCUCCACACAAGUCUGUUAACAGCGGUCAGCAGCCAACAGUUUAUUCUCCAGUCAAGUCAACCAGAGCGGUUCCACCUAGUCCUCAGAAGACCGAGUUUCCUCAGUCAAGACUGGCUCAAGCAAAUCCCUCUCCUGUUUCCAGCCCACUGAAGAUUUACUCCUCCACUCAGCCCUCCAGUCCACUUAAAUCUCUGAAUGCAUCUGCCUCCAGUCCCCACAGAGGUUACGUCUCUCAGAGCCCCCUGAGGAACCAGGGCCCAUCUAAGUUGAAUUCUGAAGCAGCACUCAAUUCAGGCCCUGCAAAACCAAUUUUGACCCCUAAACCCUCUUCUACUGCUGAUGUGACUGUCACACAUCAGAGUUGUGAGAGAUUUACCAAGGACACGACACUCUUACAGCAAAGAGACCUAGCUGGAACUACUGUAGGGGUUAAGUCAUUUUUGGAGCGUUUUGGAGAAAAGUGCCAGGAGCGCAACCAGAAUUCUCCCUCUACAUUAGGAGGUCAAGGCCACACACCUGUGGCUACUCCCUCUGCCACCCCCAAGACCAGGCUGCUCCAGGAGAGGCUGGGGUGUGCCCAGUCCACCUCCACCACAGCUGUCCUUACUCAGAAGCAGAAACUGGAGCGAGAGGCAGAACUGGCACAAAUUCGUAAUCGAUUUCAAAAAGGCAACAUGUUGAGGAGCAACAAUGAUCUUAGUAAGGUCAAGAAUGACCCUGAAAAUCCUCAGGAAAGUGAACCAUCAGUACUGAGUCAGACUUCUGUGCCAGUGUAUGAUAAUGAACCUUCUGUGCUAGUGCCUGAAGUACUCAACAGCCCUUCUAAAUACAGUGAAAAAGAGAAGGAGUGUGCUCUUUCAAGCCCUGCAAAGGAAGUUGAAUUUAAAGAAGAGAUUCCUAUUGUAAAAGAACAAGAGGAAGUGAAAGAAGCAGAUGAAGUGUGUGAGAUUGAGAAGGACGUGGAUGGUUCCGUUAACUCUGAGGUGAUAAAUGAGCUGUUUGAUGAAGUCCUGGAGGAGAGCGAUGAGAAAAGUGAUGAGGAGGAUGCGGAAGAAGAUGCUCUGAAUAUCUCCUCCAUGUCUCUCCUUGGUCCACUUGCAGAGACUGUAGCAGCUGUGGUCAAGAGCCCUGAAAGAAAGCCUAUGUCAUCGACUCCUUCCAGCUCAUUUAUUGCGAAGAGUUCAACCCCUGAGAGUGUAUCCAGGCCCAGUAAGUUCCAAAAGACAUGCAUGUUACGAGCUGAAUCGUCUGACAGCAUCAGUGUCCUAGAUGAGCAGCAAAACCAGAACCUUCCCUACAGCAUUGAUGCCUACAGAUCAACAAGGGUUAAGACUGAGCCAGAGAGACCUCGUGUUAAACAGGUGAUCGUGAGGAAAGAGGAUGUGUCUCAGAGAAUGGAGACCAAUGGGAGCCCCAGUCACAUCAACAUCAAGCAAAAAAUUAAGAUGUUGACCAAUGAGAUGAACCUGCAGCAGACAGUGAUCCAUCAGGCUAGUCAGGCUCUCAACUGCUGCACAGAUGAAGAACAUGGGAAAGGAUCUCAAGUGGAGGCUGAGGCUGAGAGACUGCUGCUUAUUGCCACCGAAAGGAGGGCUGCCCUGAAGGCUGAUUUGGACCGGCUAAAAGCAGAGGGUCCAACAGCCCAGAAGAAAAGCACAAGCAGUGCUCAGGCAGAUAUGGGUUUACCUGCUUCUAAAGGGUCCAUCUCACUGCUAGAGCUGCGACUCCCUCUGAAGGCUGACUUUAUCUGUUCUUCUGCCAACAAGCCUGAAUGUGGAAACCAUUUCUUCUUUGUGAUGAUCCGUGCUGGAGCGGAGAACACAGUGGCGACUCCUCUAGCAAGCGCACGCACUGGUCUAAGUGGUGAUGCUUUGACCUUCUCCACCAAAUUCACUUUGUCUGAUGUCUCUAAUGACUUUGAGAUCGAUAUUGAGGUCUACUGUUUGGUUCAGAAACGGGAGCUGAACCCUGACAAGAGGAAAAAGCCCAGCAAGUCAAAGGCUAUAACACCAAAAAGGUUCCUUGCUAUCUCUAAGAGCAACCUCCAAACACCUGUUGUGGCCAGCCCUGGUGGUCCAAACGCAGUGCGCACCAGUAGUUUUGUACUUGUCGGAGCACACAGGCUAACUUUAGCCUCUAUUGGGAAAAACAAAUUCCCGCUUGAGAAGAUCAAAUAUGAAGGGAUUGAAAGAGAGCUGCUCAUUGACAUGUUUCACAAAAAGGUACCUUUCCUUUGUCCUUUGGAGGGGCAUAUAUACCUGAAAAUGAAGUGCGAGGUUGGAUCACGGAUAGAGGAACGAGGCUUCCUGACUAUGUUUGAGGAUGUCAGUGGAUUUGGAUCUUGGCACAGGAGGUGGUGUGUCCUUUCAGGAUACUGCAUCUCUUUUUGGACUUACCCUGAUGAUGAAAAACGAAAGAAUCCAAUUGGUCGCAUUAACCUUGCCAACUGUACGAGUCGUAAAGUGGAGCCGGCAAACAGAGAGUUCUGUGCCCGGCCCAAUACCUUUGAGCUCAUCACAGUGAGACCACAGAGGGAGGAUGACCGAGAGACCCUGGUCAGCCAGUGCAAGGACACGCUGUGUGUUACAAAGAACUGGUUAAGUGCCGACACUAAGGAUGAAAGGAAUCUGUGGAUGCAGAAGCUGAACCAGAUCUUGGUAGACCUGCGCAUGUGGCAGCCAGAUUCAUGUUAUAAACCCAUGUAAGCCUGCUCUCAUCGGGCACCAAGGGCUAAAGGUAUCCUUGUCUGACUUUCACACUGACUGUGUUUAGGUCAGAUUUGGAAGUGCAAUAUGGCAUCAUAGUUACACAGUGUUUACAGAUGUAUUUUACAAGAUUUUUAUAAAUUUGACAAGUUUUUUUUUUUAAAUCCAUAAAGCCAUAAAUUAAGAGACAUUUCAGUUACCCUUACAAGGGUUUUCAGGUAUGGUUUUGAUACUUUUCUCAGUGUAAUUUAGCAAGGAUUGCUUAAUUUUUUUUUAGACUAAUUUGACUAGUUUAUUUGCUUUGUUAGACUGUCAAUUAUUGUAUGUAUAUUUAAAUUUCUUUUUGCCUGACUGCUGUAUGCUGAGAUGCUUGCUGUAGGCAAAUUUCUAAGAAUAUUCAUCCAGCAAGAAAUAAGGCAAUGUCCUGAAUCUUUAAAUGAACGAAACACUUAAUGUCAGUACUUUGUGGUAAAAAAAAAAAAAAACUUUAAAUUAAGUACUACCAGAACCCAUUAUCUGAUUUUAUAUUUGUAUAUUUGCUGUUAUAGGGAUGACUAAACAUUUUUGCUCAUCUGUCAUCAGGAUUUGGAAUUUUAUCUAAGUUUUUCUGGGGGGAUUUGGUUAGAUUAGAGUUAUUAAAGUUGAGAAAUUUAUAUUUAUAUAAAAUGCAAGUACACAAAGGGGAACUCACUUGGAUAAUGGAAGGAAAUUGGCUUUUUUUUUUUCUUUAGGCAUUUAUGAGCAAUGUUAGUCCUGUCCUUGGCUGAAAAACUGCAAACAAUUUAAGAGUUAGAUCUUUCCCAUAACCAAAGCUCUUUUCAGCUCAGUUUCUGCAGUAACACUGAUGAGUGAUAUGUGCCUUCAAAAGAGUACAAAUGUAAUUGAUAUUUGCCAUAGAAUCUAAUUUCCUGUUUUUAUUGAAAGAAAAAUGGUACAAGACAUGUUUUUUUUUCUUUGCUUGAUCCAGAUGACUUCACAAUAAUUGUGAGUUGGAAUAUGUAUCAUGCAUAUUCCCUAUUUCUUAAGCUCUCUACAUAUAUUUUUCUGUUUGCUUUGUAACUUUAAAUGAACAUUUUAUAACAUUUUAAAUGAUUCUUACUAAAUUUAAUUAAUUUACCUAUAUCCAAAUGUGUGUUUGAAUAAGUGACACUUACAAAGUUUACAUUUACACUAAAUGUCAUAUUGUCUUUGUUUUUCGUAAUGUAUAAUUUCUUAACCUUUUCAUAUUCAAAAAUACCAAAAUUCAUACCAAAAUUCAGCCCCAUCACUGUAGUAAUCUUAAGGCACUUUAGUGUUAUGGCUGUUUUGUGUUAUGGUAUCUGAAACACUCCAAAUAUGGCUUCCAUGUAUCAUGCAGAGCUGCGGUUUCAAUAAAACCAGCUUUUGAUAA
Carassius auratus (goldfish) is the source of this 5082-nucleotide messenger RNA. RefSeq names its product anillin-like. Lineage: Eukaryota; Metazoa; Chordata; Actinopteri; Cypriniformes; Cyprinidae. The record is from RefSeq and is a predicted model, not a curated record. Gene Ontology annotation, cellular component: actomyosin contractile ring. The transcript is spliced from 24 exons. The coding region runs from base 129 to 3692 and encodes 1187 amino acids. Gene Ontology annotation, biological process: actomyosin contractile ring assembly; septin ring organization; mitotic cytokinesis.